AUGGAGCGGAUCCCCAGCGCGCAGCCCCCGCCCGGCUGCCUGGGCAAGCUGCCGGCCCUGGAGAGCGGCGAUGUGCCCGGGCUGGACUUCGCGCACAUGUACCAAGUGUACAAGCCCAGGAGGGGCUUGAAGAGGAGCGAGGAUAAUAAGGAGACCUACAAGUUGCCCCACAGGCUGAUAGAGAAGAAGAGGCGAGACCGGAUCAACGAGUGCAUCGCCCAGCUGAAGGACCUGCUGCCUGAGCACCUCAAGCUGACGACUUUAGGUCACUUGGAGAAAGCCGUGGUCCUGGAGCUCACCUUGAAGCAUGUGAAGGCCCUGACCAACCUGAUCGAGCAGCAGCAGCAGAAGAUCCUGGCUCUGCAGAGCGGGUUCCAGGCGGGUGACCUGUCAUCAAGGAGCCUCGAUUCCAGCCAGGAAAUGUUUCGAUCCGGUUUCCAGAUGUGUGCCAAGGAAAUGCUGCAAUACCUGGCAAAGCAUGAGAACGGCAAGGACCUGAAGCCCUCCCAGCUGGUCAGCCACCUGCACCGCAUGGCCUCCGAGGUGCUGCAGGGGGGAGCCGCCCGCAAGGCCGGGGACCUGCCCCCCAAAAUGGCGGACUUGAAGGAGAAGGCUGCCGUGUCCCUGGGCAAGGCGGCAGAGGGCCACGGGAAGAACUGCGUGCCCGUGAUCCAGAGGACAUUCGCUCACUCCAGCGGGGAGCAGAGCGGCAGUGACACGGACACGGACAGCGGCUACGGAGGGGAGCUGGAGAAGGGCGACUCCAAGGCCGAGCAGCCCUACUUCAAAAAGGAUACGGAGCUCAAGUACGCCGUGCAGGAGAGGAUAAGCUCCAUAAAGCAGGAGACUGAGGACCCGCCGGCCAAAAGGAGCAGGCUGGAAUCUCCGGAAGGCGAGAGCCCCUUUGGCAGCGACGUGAUGGCUUCUCCUGGUGGCUUCCUGGGCCCCCACGCUCACCAGCCUCCCUUGUGCCUGCCCUUCUACUUGAUCCCCCCCUCAGCCACGGCCUACCUGCCCAUGCUGGAGAAGUGCUGGUACCCGGCCUCCGUGCCCGUCCUGUACCCCAGCCUGCCGGCCUCUGCCGCGGCGCUCUCAGGGUUCAUGAGCCCCGAGAAGAUCUCCCCACCGCUGCUGAUGCCCCAGAGACUCCCUUCUCCUGUCCCUGCCCAUUCCCCUAUCGACUCCUCAGCUCUUCUGCAGGCUUUGAAGCAGAUUCCUCCCUUAAACUUGGAAACCAAAGACUGAGCUCAGUGUGGUGACUCUCAUUUGGGUUUUUUUCCUGGGCUUGGGGGUUUUUUCCCUUC
Indicator indicator is the source of this 1304-nucleotide messenger RNA. It is a transcript of the gene BHLHE40, whose product is annotated as basic helix-loop-helix family member e40. Gene Ontology annotation, molecular function: RNA polymerase II cis-regulatory region sequence-specific DNA binding; protein dimerization activity; DNA-binding transcription factor activity, RNA polymerase II-specific. The transcript is spliced from 5 exons. Bases 1 to 1245 code for a protein of 414 amino acids. NCBI's taxonomy places the organism in Eukaryota, Metazoa, Chordata, Aves, Piciformes, Indicatoridae. Gene Ontology annotation, cellular component: nucleus. Gene Ontology annotation, biological process: anterior/posterior pattern specification; regulation of neurogenesis; regulation of transcription by RNA polymerase II. The record is from RefSeq and is a predicted model, not a curated record.